This is a messenger RNA of Geodia barretti, 1346 nucleotides long. The record is from the annotation of a GenBank genome assembly. Lineage: Eukaryota; Metazoa; Porifera; Demospongiae; Tetractinellida; Geodiidae.
UUACGUAAUAGCUUUAUACGGCGCAUGCGUAUGAGUGGAGGAAAAUGGCUGCCGAAGGGGAGGAAGGAGGGCUGUCAGGAGUAAAUCACGUGAUCCUAGUACUCUCUGGGAAGGGUGGAGUUGGCAAGAGCACAGUGACGACACAGCUUGCUCUGGGGUUGGUGGAGGCAGGGAAGAAGGUGGGGGUUCUGGAUGUUGAUCUCUGUGGGCCCAGCAUCCCUCGUAUGCUGGGACUGAGCGGAGCAGAUGUUCACCAGAGCUCCAGCGGCUGGAUUCCGGUGUUUGCCGACCAUGAUCAGAGACUAUCAGUCAUGUCCAUAGCCUUCCUCCUGGCUCAGGAAGACGACGCCGUGAUCUGGAGAGGACCCAAAAAGAACGCCAUGAUAAAGCAAUUUGUGACGGACGUGGUGUGGGGCAGUUUGGACUACCUCUUGGUGGACACGCCUCCAGGGACCAGCGACGAACACAUCUCAACACUGGAGGCUCUCCGCACUACAAACCCUGAUGGAGCUGUUCUUGUAUCUACUCCACAGGCAGUAGCUCUGUCUGAUGUCAGAAGAGAAGUAACAUUUUGCCGGAAGACGAAGCUCCCCAUCCUUGGCUUGGUUGAAAACAUGAGCGGAUUUGUCUGUCCGCACUGCUCCGUGAGUGUUGCUCAGUGUGCGGACCACAGCAUCUGUGAGUGCAGUGUUCAUGUUCUCCAGGAGUGCAGUAAUCUGUUCUCUACUGGAGGUGGAGAAUCUCUUGCACAGGAGACCAACAUACCCUUUCUCGGUCGAGUUCCCCUGGAUCCGCGGCUGGCUGCCUGCCUGGAGACGGGACUCAACUUCUCAGAGACCCACAGGGACACCUCUGCCAGCACAGCCCUCUCCAACCUCGUCCAGUCACUAAUUGAGAGAACCAACCCGCAAUAAUUAUUCAUUAUCGUUAAAAACACACCUCCUACAGUUUGUGUUUAUAAAAAUCCACAGAAAGAACAUGAAUGAUUUGAACUAGUGAUUUUCACAAAAAUCAAUGACAUACAAACAAAAAACUGACGUGGAAUAGAAAUGGAUGGAAUGAGAAUGGGGUUCUGGGAAUGGGACUAGAGCCAGACGGCCCAAUGGUAGGUGUCCAACUGGAACACCAGGAACAGAACAACCCCCACUGUGAAGAAGAGGACACCCACCACUGAGGGAGAGAUCGGGAGGUUGACCAAUUUAGCACUCAUUUUGAGGCUGGUGGUAUAGAGAACCAGGGAGUCGAGGUCGAGUUGUGGAGUAUCCAGGUAGCUGUACGGCCGAGACCGCACCUCCAGUCCCACCUUCUUCAGUCGAGCAGCUGCUCGAGUCACUCGCGACGCCUGG